Anopheles bellator is the source of this 4184-nucleotide messenger RNA. It is a transcript of the gene nito, whose product is annotated as RNA-binding protein spenito. The coding region runs from base 216 to 2603 and encodes 795 amino acids. Gene Ontology annotation, molecular function: mRNA binding. Gene Ontology annotation, biological process: regulation of alternative mRNA splicing, via spliceosome. Lineage: Eukaryota; Metazoa; Arthropoda; Insecta; Diptera; Culicidae. Gene Ontology annotation, cellular component: nucleus. The transcript has 3 exons. The record is from RefSeq and is a predicted model, not a curated record.
CGUUAAACUAAUCCAGAAGACGUUGUUUUACUGACGAAUAGAGUUGGUGGACGAAUAGCGUUGUUAUUAGAAGUAGUGGGAAUUGUGGUCGGUCUAAAUGGUUACCGCGCUUUGUUCUUUAGCCCAAGGCGUAGCAUCUUGAUCUCUUGUGGUUUUGACGGUAGAAUAAAACAAUCUCAUCAAACUGGCAAAAGUAAUCUUCGACACGACGGCUCAUGAGUAGCAUUCGGUCCAGUGAGCGAGAUCGUAUUACUGUGAAGAUUCAUAACAUGAAACGUAGCGCAUCGCGCGAAUCUCCACCUAGAUCAAAGCGAAGAGGCAGUAUUGGACGAUACGACGGGAGCUCCGACGAGCGCAUUACUCCUGACAGAAUGAGACGCCGUGUGGCGCGAUCCCCGAGCCCGCGUGCCCGCUAUGCGUCGCCGCAUCGUGAUGAGUACAGUUCGCGUAGUUCGCGCCCCGAACCGGGUGGUGGUGGCGGAGACCGCUACUCGUACAAGGUGCUGUGCGUUAGCGCUCUGCACCCAAAGGCAUCGGAUGAGUUCAUCAAGGAGACGCUGUAUCGCGAGUACAAAAAGUUCGGUGAUUUUAGUAUUCGCAUCUCGCACGAUUUAGACGAGCGUGUCGCGUACGUAUGUUUCCGUACCUCGGAAGACGCCCGUGAGGCGAAGCACGCCAAGUCACGCAUCAUCUUACACGAUAAGGUCGCGUUGGUCGAACCGGUUUACGAGUCGGCUAAAUCGGAGUCCUACCGUCGGCCGCGUUCGGCCUCUCCGUCUGAGUACGAUCGGCACUAUUAUGCCCGAUCUCCAGGAGUUCCUCCGCCGGAUCGUCGUCGGCCACCGGAGCAUCAUCCGUACGAUGGCUACGGACCGCCGCCGGGUGGCCGAAUGCAUCACCCAGACUUUCGACCACCGAUGCACCACGAGUACAUGCCCCGUGGCCCUCCGAUGCACCAUCACGGCCCACCGCACAUGCACCCAGGGCCGCCCCAUCAUCAUUACAUGCCUCGUCCGUAUUUGCCAAGACCGCGGGCUCCCUUUGAGAAGCCAGAAAACAAGAAGGACAAAUUUCCCAACUAUCUGCACCAUAUCCAGCCGGAGGAUGAUCCAUUGGCAACCCGAACCCUGUUUGCCGGCAACCUGGAGAUUAACAUUUCAGACGAAGAGCUGCGCCGUAUCUUCGGCAAGUACGGUUCGGUCGAAGACAUUGACAUCAAGCGCCCACCGCCUGGCACGGGCAAUGCAUUCGCUUUCGUGCGCUACCAGACGCUCGAUAUGGCGCAUCGGGCCAAGGUAGAAUUAUCGGGGCAGUAUAUUGGCAAGUUCCAAUGUAAAAUCGGGUACGGUAAAGCGACACCCACGACGCGCAUCUGGGUUGGCGGGCUCGGUGCGUGGACUUCCGUUACGCAACUGGAACGGGAGUUUGAUCGAUUCGGGGCCAUCAAGAAGAUCGAAUAUGCGAAGGGGGACACACAGGCAUAUGUUCUGUACGAUUCGCUCGAAGCAGCCGCGGCAGCGGUGAAAGAGAUGCGCGGUUUUCCGCUCGGAGCGCCUGAUCGUAGAAUUCGCAUCGAUUUUGCUGACAACGGUACGGCUCCACCAUUCCAGAAAAGUGGCCGUCCGUUUGAGGAAGGUGGUGGCGAGUACCGCCGUGUGCCGGAGUACGAGUAUCCGGACAGUGCUCCGCCGUACGAUGACGUACCGCCGGCUUAUGGGGGUGGCUAUGGAGCGCGCUCGUUCCGCGGUCGCGGCUCGAGUGGCGGAGCUGGUGGUGGUGCUGGGUACCGUGGGCGUGGCGGUGGAACUGGAUUCCGUGGUGGCUUUCACCAUGAAGGACACCGUCCUGCUACAGGCGGAGGUCCACCACAUCACGGCGGCGGGGGCCCAGGUGACGAAGAGUGGCGUCGACCGGCUGGUGGAGGUGGUGGUGAACCUGGGGAGUAUGAGCAGCGACGCCGGUCCGGUUCCCGCGAGCCGGCUGGCAUCGAUCGUUCGCGUUCGCGAUCACCACGUCGGCGAAGUCCGGCCGAUUCCGAUUCCGAUUCAUCCUCUCGCCGGAAUGGUGUGCUGACGACAGCCCGAACCCUUCCAGAAGUGGCUCGCAAAUCGGCAACCGUUUGGCAAGGCGCACUGAUCUUAAAGAGUUCACUCUUUCCGGCCAAAUUUCAUCUCACCGACGGUGACGCAGACAUUGUCGAUGGACUUAUGAAAGACGAGGAUGGAAAGCACCAUCUACGUAUUACACAGCGCCUGCGCCUUGACCAGCCGAAGCUGGAAGAUGUGCAGAAGCGUAUUUCAUCCUCCUCCUCGCAUGCCAUCUUCCUUGGGCUGCCUGGCUCCACUUCCGCAGUGACAUCGUCCGACGAUGCCAGUGUACAGACGCGUCCACUCCGCAAUCUGGUGACUUACUUGAAACAGAAGGAAGCCGCGGGAGUAAUAUCACUGCUGAAUAAGGAAACGGAAGCGACGGGCGUGCUGUAUUCGUUUCCGCCCUGCGAAUUCUCUACCGAGCUGCUGAAACGAACCUGUCACAACCUAACCGAGGAAGGAUUAAAAGAGGACCAUCUCGUGAUUGUGGUGGUACGCGGUGGUACUGCCUAGAAGAAUCAGAUCAACAUAAUAGUAGGCAGCAGUGACGUGGCCAGGAAGAGGAAGUAGAGAAGCAGAUUGCUGAUAUAAGAGCUGCGUUGAAAGUGUAAGUUUGUAAGUUAGUAACAGAGCACCAAGCCAAACUCAUCCUCAACACCUUACUGAUGACAAAGGGGCUCUACCACAAAACAGAGGUAGAGAAAGAAGCGCUUUUAUCUACUUCCGAAUUCAACAUUGACCCCCGACCCGACCAUUAUAGAUGGGCUAGAGUUCUGACUUGUGUAAGAUCGUGUUUUCCGUAUCAACCAAUGCAUCUUAUUUUCGGAGGAAGCAAUCGUUUAAGUGGUGUGUCUGUCUGUGUGGUGCGCGUGUGUGCUCGACUCGGUUCCAUCAUCUUCACGCCAAACGCCGAACGACAUCGUGAGACCGCACGGUGGAACGAAGCGAAAUUCCAUCAACUACUUUGGCAAAAGUCGUGUCAACCACCAACGGUACCAGUGACGGAUGGUGGUAAGAAAGGCUAAUGAAUUGGUGAGAAUGAAGAAGCGAGAUUAAAACGAAAUAGAAGAAGAGUUGCGUGAGAAAGUUUUGUUUGUUUUUACCCCAAAUGUUUUCGUUUCGAAAAAGUGUAAACAAUGUACUAUGUGUAAGACACUGCAGAACUCAUUUACGCGCGUCAACUCCACAGCAAGAUGAAGAUCUGUGGCCCUUUACUCUGGCGUUCAUAGCGCUCGCGCGUGCGUUAGUGUGUGUGUAUGUAUGUGUUCUUGUGAGUUUGAGUAGUGGUGCAAAUUGUGCCUCGCUGAAUUUCACCUUUAACAGAACCGGUGCCGAAGUCAACAGCAGUAGACCAAUAUCACUAAAAAGCAAGGCACUCAGAAACAUAUGGCACACACCUAAAACAAAACUCUGAUCUAUAGGCAGUUUAGUUUUUCUUUCAUUCUUAAUUAAUCCUUUGCUCUUCGAAUAAAAGUGAUCUUGUGGUCCUUAGCAGUUUUGUAUUACGUUACAGCAUGAAAUCGAACGGUUGGCAUUAUUUUUCCCUCUACGCUUGACAAAACUUACACAUCCCUUCUAACAACAAUGAAAAACUUGAGUGGAUAAUCGAUUUCUAUGUUUUUUGAAUGUUUGCGAUGGAGAAGGACCACGACGAGAGCGACUGUUUUCAAGUGGCAAGCUUAGGUAACUUUACUGCUAAUCAAAAUUGGGACACGUUUGUUUUACAUCAAAUGUGACUAGGAGCUAUCAACAAAGCAAAAACAGAAGAAUUACUCAAGACUCAAGUGUUUUUUUUUUAUUUUAGUGAGGUCUAUGGUCGGAAUGUCUUCUAAAUAAUGAAAUAUUAUAAACAAACUAUAUUAAAAGAAACUAUCUUAUUAUAUACCCAUAGCACUGCAACAUUUCAAAUCAAACAAUAAAUUGAUGGAAUUUAAGACGAAGUUUACGCAGGAGAGGAUCAUCAGAACAUUCGGUUCUAAUACGCAUUCAGAUAUAAAACACGUUUAAUGAAUGUCAGCAGAGAGCAUGGUAUGAAAUGUCUGUGUUCGGUGUAAUCGCUUAAUAAUAGAUCGUAAAUACACGAAUAAAGAAACA